Linnemannia hyalina is the source of this 2070-nucleotide messenger RNA. The record is from the annotation of a GenBank genome assembly. NCBI's taxonomy places the organism in Eukaryota, Fungi, Mortierellomycota, Mortierellomycetes, Mortierellales, Mortierellaceae.
AUGAUCGUCGAACGACAGGACGAACCAGCACCCGAGGUACCACCAACAGAUAUAGUAGAGAUUGACCCAUGUGCAGUAUUGAGCGAGCUUCAUGAGCCUUACAUCAGCUACGGGCACGUCAAACGGUGCUACGAUCACAUCCCCUACAACGCCACCGAAGCCAACACAGUCGUGUCGACCAUGUCCACGCUCGCCAGGGACUUUUAUAUUUUCCUCGACAGUGCAAUGACAGAGAACCUGCAGAAGCCCUUUACGAGUCAUCCGGUGGAUAUCCUGGCAGGGUUUGACAGGAUCUCGCGGACAGAGUAUAAGAACGACUUUUUGUUCCAGACCGAUGUGGACUUGUUGAUGAACAGUCUUAACGACGCGCACGCCAACUACAUCGCUCACUGUUACAGGAACUAUCUCUUUCUUCAGCCGUUUGACUUGUAUGCUCCUGUCAUCGAUAAAGUCCAGACAAUCCGCAUUCUUGUGGAUGGGACCAACGAUCUCCUCGAAGACUGCCAAGUAUUAACAAUCGACGGAGUCAACGCCCUCGACGCCAUCCAGACCUGGAUCGACAUCCACUACGGCUUCUCCAAGGACGCAGGUGUCCGACUCAACAAGGCUCUGACAUCCCAAUCCUUCAACAUCGACUCCAAGAAGUGGACCUAUAAUCAGGGGCAGUUCACCUCAAGAGUCACUUUACCAGAACGAGAGGCGAUUACGUAUGAGAUCUCGUGUCCGGUCUCGGCGUUGCAUCCAGAGGGCAAGAAUGCUACGCUUAAGGCGCCUUGGGAGGUUUAUCGUCUGGUUGCUUGGAAUGACUUUGAUAGCACGGAGAGCUUCUUGGCUAACAACUGUUAUCAGGAGCCGGAGACCGAUCUGCAGGAGGAACUUGUUAUUGUUGAGGACGACGACAACGAUGAUGAUGAUGACGGCGAUAAGGGUGAAGCCUCUGGUUUGAAGAAGCGGGCGGAGCGGUUGAAGAGAGCGAGAUCCCAACGUCGCAAGCAGCAACAGCAGGGGCGGGGGCAUCAGGAAAGUCUUUACCAGGCAGCCGUGGAGACACCCCGCCAUCUCACCAAGGAACCUCUUCGAUCUAACAUCGAGAAGCGACAGAUCCAGGAGCCGGCGAUCGCCCACCUGGUCUCAAACGGCAGCUCGACAUCAUUCUUCCAACUCGUCAAGCGCCCCACUAUCGGUGUCGUCGUCAUCCCGACCCACUCUGUCAGUCUCCGGACCGAGGCACAUGUUCUCGAAGAAGGGUUCGCUCAGCUCUACGAUGCGGGCGUCAGGAACGUAAUCCUGGACUUGACGGCGAACGGCGGCGGGUAUGUGAAUUUCGCAUACGAUCUUGUCGAUUGGAUGUUCCCCCAGGAGAACGAAACGUCGGUGUACUUGUCGGAUCUGAGGACAUCGAUGGCUGUCAAGGCGUUGGCGCAGAAAGAUCUCGAGUGGGAGGAUUAUAACAGUUACUUCAACCCGAACUCGUAUUCGGAUGCUGCGACCGGGGUGGAGUUUGAGACGAAUUUCUUUUUGCAGGACAAGCUUCAACGGCGGGUGAACCGGCAGCUGGAUUACACUCCCAAGGUGCGGAUGAACCAUAACCUGGGCGCGUUCGAGAGAGGAAUGCCGUGGCAGCAUAAUGCCGACAGUAUUGUGGUCAUGACGGACGGGACCUGUGGGUCAGCCUGCGGGAUGAGCCUGAACCGGCUCAAGAAUCGCCACAAGGUCAAGUCGUAUGCGAUCGGAGGCCGGUACGGCGAAGACCUGUCGCUGUUCUCCUUUGCCGGCGCGUCGGUGUACAGUCUGAAAGAAAUCCUGGGAGAUUAUAAAGUUCUGGAGGUGGACCCGUCAAUGCAACAGCUGUUGUACAAGGGGAUCUAUCGGGUACCCGUGAUGGAGUUUUUCGAUGAUGAUGACGUCGAAGGGAAGCCACUUGAGUUCCGGAGUGAGUUGUAUAAGGCGGAUUUUCAUCUGGGGUAUACCCCCGUGACGGCGAGGAGGCAUGAGAUCUUAUGGGAGAUUGUUGCGAAUAGCCAUUGGACGCCCGAAGGUCAGACCGGUCAGGAUCCUUCUAUCGAGUGA